UGUUUUGGAGGACCAGGAAGACCAUGUCAACUCAAACAUGGCCUUCUCUCCCAUUUCAUAACUGGUCUCCAUCUUCUCCAAAAUCCAUCUCUCUCUCUCUCAGUGCGUGUACAUGUUUCUGAACAACGUUGUAGUACGAAGAGAUCGAAUCAGCAACUAACUCUGAUCGAUCGCUUCGGCGAUGGAAACGCCGCUCGGGAGCGAAAAAGCCAAGGGGCUCGCCGUAGAUUUUCGAAAGGUAAAUGACGCCUAUGAUGUCGCCGAAGAGCUCGGAUUUGAGAAGUUAUCUGAAAAGGCGAUCAAAGAGUACUAUUCGCAUGCUGUUCUUUAUAGACAUAAGAAGACGGGUGCGGAAAUUAUGUCUUUAUCGAAUUCCGACGAAAACAAGGCUUUCGGCAUUGUCUUCAGUACUCCUCCGAGAGAUUCAUCUGGCGAACCUCACAUAUUUGAGCACAGUGUGUUAUGUGGAUCGAGGAAAUACCCUGUGAAAGAACCCUUUGUUGAAUUGCUGAAAGGUAGCUUUUAUACUUACCUAAAUGCAUUUACCUGCCCAGACAGGACCUGCUAUCCAGUUGCUUCGACAAAUGUGAAGGAUUUCUACAAUUUAGUUGAUGUAUAUUUGGAUGCUGUAUUCUUUCCUAAAUGUGUUGAGGACAUCCAGAUUUUUCAACAGGAGGGUUGGCAUUAUGAGCUUAAUGAUCCUGCCGAAGAUAUAUCCAUAAAAGGUGUUGUCUACAGUGAAAUGAAAGGAAACUACUCUCAACCUGACUUGCUUGUCCAAUAUGUUGCUCGGAAGGCUCUCUUUCCUGACACUAUUUAUAGUCUUGACAGUGGUGGUGAUCCAAAAGUCAUUCCACAACUUACAUUUGAGCAAUUCAAGGAAUACCAUAAUAAAUACUACAAACCUAGCAAUGCUAAGAUAUGGUUUUAUGGAGAUGAUGAUCCCAAUGAACGACUACGUAUCUUAGCCGCAUACCUUGAUCAAUUCGAAUUGGAUUCUACUGAAACAUCGAAGGUUCAGUAUCAAAAGGUGUUCAAAACACCGAAGAGAAUUACUGAGAAAUAUUCUGUUGGCGGACAUGGCGAUUUUGCAAAGAAAUACAUGAUAUAUCUAUCAUGGCUUUUAUCUGAAGAGAUGUUAGAUGUAGAAACUGAGCUUAAACUUUAUGUUUUGGAUCAUCUUUUGCUUGGGACACCAGCUUCUUCGCUGAGAAAGAUCUUAUUGGAAAGUGGAUUAGGAGAUGAUAUUAUUGGUAAUGGAAUUGAAGACGAGUAUCCUCAACACAUAUUUGCCGUUGGAAUGAAAGGUCUCUCCAAAGACGAUGUUCGUAAAGUUGAAGAAUUAAUUGUGAAGACUUUUAAGAGUCUAGCAGAGGAAGGUUUCAAGCUUGAUGCUGUGGAGGCUUCCAUGAACACGAUUGAGUUCUCCCUUAGAGAGAAUAACAGUGGUUCAUUUCCUCGAGGCUUAUCUUUGAUGCUUCGCUCCAUUAACAAAUGGAUAUACGGUAAGGAUCCAUUUGAGCCUCUACUAUAUGAGGAGCCGUUGCUAAAUUUAAAGUCUUAUAUUUCCAGAGAAGGACCAAAAGCUGUAUUCUCUCCACUCAUAGAAAAAUUUUUCUUAAACAACUCUCAUUGUGUCACCGUUGAAAUGGAGCCUGAUCCAGAUAAAGCUUCUCGUGAUGAAGCAGAUCAAAAUGAACUUCUCAAAAAACUAAAAGCUAGUAUGACAGAGGAGGAAGUUGCUGAGCUGGCACGUGCGACGAAGGAGCUUCGUUUAAAACAAGAAACCCCAGAUUCACCUGAAGCUUUACGAUGCAUCCCCAAACUUUCAUUAGAAGAUAUUCCAAAGAAACCUAUACACAUUCCCACAACAAUUGAAGAUGUUAAUGGAGUAAAAGUUUUGAAGCACAACCUUUUUACAAACAACAUUGUCUACUUGGAGGUUGUAUUUGAUAUGAGUCCCUUGAAGCAAGAACUUCUUCAACUGGUACCACUAUUCUGUCAAUGUUUGCUGGAGAUGGGAACAAAAGAUAUGGAUUUUGUACAGCUUAACCAUCUCAUCGGAAGAAAGACUGGAGGAAUCGAUAUUUGCCCCUUUGUAGCUUCUAAAAUUGGUAAGAAGUCAGAUCUAUGUUCCUAUAUCAUUGUUCAUGGAAAAGCCUUGUCGGAAAGAGUGGAGGACCUCUUCAACCUGAUAAACUGCAUUCUUCAAGAAGUUGAAUUCAAGGAAAAGCAACGGUUUAAACAGUUUGUUGCUCAAAGCAGAGCAGAGAUGGAGACACAAAUAAAAGGCAGCGGUUCUAGCAUUGCAGCUACAAGAAUAAAUGCUAAGCUAAAUGUUGCAGGAUGGAUUGAUGAACAAAUCAGUGGUAUUAGCUAUUUGGAGUUUUUACAAAAUCUCGAGAAGAAAGUUGACGAUGAUUGGGAUAAAAUUUCUAUUUCCCUCGAGGAAAUACGUAAAUCCCUUCUCUCAAGGAAUGGUUGCAUAAUUAAUAUGACAUCUGAUAAGGAAAAUCUAAUGGCCGCUACGAAAUAUCUUUCCAACUUUGUUGAUUCCCUACCAACUACAUUUGCUGUGAACACUUCCUGGGAGUCCGUACUUUCUCCUGGAAAUGAAGCCAUUGUCAUUCCCACACAGGUUAAUUAUGUUGUGAAAGCUGCUAAUAUAUAUGAGAGUGGAUAUCAGUUCCAUGGAAGUGUCUAUGUCAUUUCUAAUUAUGUCGACACGACAUGGCUAUGGGAUCGUCUUAGAACUAGCGGUGGUGCAUAUGGAGGAGAAUGUGGUCUUAAUGCUCAUUCCGGAGUUUUCUCAUACUCCUCUUAUCGCGAUCCCAAUUUGUUGAAAACCCUAGACGUAUAUGAUGGGACAGCCAACUUCCUCCGGGAGCUAGAACUAGAUGAUGAUAGUCUGACAAAAGCAAUUAUAGGUGCUAUUAGAGACUUAGAAGGUUAUCAACUUCCAGAUGCAAAAGGUUACAGCAGUCUACUUUGGUACUUAACAGGUGUUACGGAAGAAUAUCGAGAGAAAAGACACGAAGAAGUCCUAUCAACCAUUGUGAAAGAUUUUAAGGAGUUUGCUGAUGCAAUUGAGGCAGUAAAGGAUAAGUGGGUUGUGGUUGCUGUCGCAUCACCUAGUGAUGUUGCUUUAGCAAAUGAGCAGCGGCCUGGAUUUUUUGAUGUUAAAAAAAUCCGCGAAGUUUCGUAAGCUGGGAAACUCUUGUCGAUCAAGUUUAUCACAUCUCAUAUCUGGAUCACAUAUUUCACAACUUAGCGUUAUGAAAAUGGAUUUGGUAAAAAUUUUUGCAGCAUUUUAUGAGUAUUAAUCAGAACUCAUUGGUGUGCUGUGUGCUUUAGACCAGAUUGUGUGAAUUGUGCUUGGGUAUUACCUAGAACUCUUAUACCAUCCGUGGAGAGUAAAUACAUAUAAGUAUUGUGAAUGAAGAAACUUACUGAUGCAUUUGUAUUAUUUAUUGAUUAGUUAUUUGAAAGUGCCUUAAAUCUUA
This is a messenger RNA of Ananas comosus (pineapple), 3503 nucleotides long. Its product is annotated as presequence protease 1, chloroplastic/mitochondrial-like. The record is from RefSeq and is a predicted model, not a curated record. Gene Ontology annotation, molecular function: metal ion binding. Gene Ontology annotation, biological process: protein processing. Lineage: Eukaryota; Viridiplantae; Streptophyta; Magnoliopsida; Poales; Bromeliaceae. Gene Ontology annotation, cellular component: mitochondrion; chloroplast. The transcript has 19 exons. Bases 182 to 3205 code for a protein of 1007 amino acids.